AUGAGUCAGGAAAAAGUAGCCAAGCGAAUAUUAGAGGAAAGUGAUGGUCAGCAAGAUCCCAAAUCUUCUGGUAUUGAUCAUUCAUCGAAGAGGUUCAAACCUGCAACGCCCGAGAAUCUGCAGGAGGCAGAUGUAGGUAUAACUCAUUUUCUGUCUGAGAAACUACCUGGUUUUGGUGGCCAGAUCAAGCAAAGAUAUACGGAUUUCUUAGUGAAUGAAAUAGACAAAGAAGGCAAUGUAGUUCAUCUGGUUGACAGAGGUUUUAAUAUGCCGAAACCAAAAAAACCAUCCAAGGAGGAAGCUGCUCUGGAGCAGGAGGCAGAAGCUAAAAGAAGAAGUGAAUUUAAAGUCGAUCAUGCUUUGAGGGCUGAAUUAGUGGGACUAUUAGGGGAAGAAGAUGUUGCAAAAAUUGAGGAUGUGUAUCGUAAUGGCAAGAAGAUGGAAACUUCCAAAACUUUCGACGAAAAGGCUACCAGAACGAAAAUUCACCAACUUUUGCGUGCUGCUUUCAACAAUCAGCUUGAAUCUGUUACCUCAGACGAGAACACAUUCCAUAUCGCCCUUGCAAAUCGAAACUCAAGGGUGAAUAAGAGAGAUUUGGUUGAAAGAAAUAAAGAUCAAAAUGGUGUUGAGAAUUGGGGCUAUGGGCCAGCUCAGAACUUUAUUCAUUUUACUACGUACAAGGAGAAUAAAGAUACAAUGGAUGUUGCAAACGUUUUGUCAAAAUUUUUAAGGAUCCCUAGUCGCAUGAUAAGAUAUGCAGGCACUAAAGAUAGAAGAGCAAUUACUUGUCAAAGAAUGUGCAUUUCGAAAAUAAGUUUAGAGAGGUUAAAUGCCUUGAAUAAAGGCUUGAAGGGCAUUGUCUUAGGUGGUUACAAAUUUGAGCCUGAGAGCUUGAAUCUAGGUGAUCUUGAAGGCAAUGAAUUUACAAUUGCUAUUAGAGACGUCAAAGUUGCUUCAAAUAGUACACUUUCUUUGGAGAAAAUUCUUGAGGAAGGUUGCACAUCGCUAAGAGAGAAUGGUUUCAUUAAUUACUAUGGUAUGCAAAGAUUUGGAACGUUCAGUGUUUCAACCCAUGAAAUUGGAAAAGAGCUUUUGCUUGAGAAUUGGCAAAAUGCAGCUAAUUUGAUUCUUGCAGAACAAGAAAAUGUUUUGCCUAAGUCUGCAGAGGCAAGAAAAAUUUGGGCAGAAACAAAAGAUCCCAUCGCUGCUUUGAAAAAAAUGCCUAGGCAGUGUGUUGCAGAAUGUGCAAUUCUUAAUGCUCUCGCCGAGCUAGGAAAAGAAGAUCCGACCAACGAAGAGUACUUUUUUUGCAUAAGUAAGAUCCCAAGAAACUUACGGACCAUGUAUGCCCAUGCUUAUCAAAGUUAUGUGUGGAAUACUGUUGCCAGUAAGCGAAUUGAACUUUUUGGCCUCAAUAUUGUCGCCGGAGAUUUGAUUCUUGACGAAAGCGUUAGUGAUCCACUAUCUCAGGAAAACGAUGAAGAGGGUGAUUCUGAAAACUUCACGGAAGAUCUGAGAGAUGCUAAAUAUGUUCGUGCUCGCCCAGUAAGUCAAGAAGAAGUUGAUUCCGGCACCUAUAAAAUUGAUGACGUCGUUUUGCCAACUCCAGGUUUUGAUAUCGUUUAUCCUACUAAUGAAGUUCUUCGUCAACUUUAUAUCGAUACUUUAGCUAAAGAUGGUAUGGACCCCUUUGAUAUGAGGAGGAAAUCGCGUGACUUUUCUUUAGCUGGUUCUUAUAGGAAUGUGAUUCAUAAACCUAAGGACCUGGAAUUUAAAGUUGUUCACUACACGACAGCCACUCAGCAGCUUAUUAACACCGAUCUAGAAAUACUGAACAGUCAGAGAGCCAAGGCAAAUGGGCAAAAGUAUAUGAAGGAAAAGUUAACACGCUUCCCUGAUGACAAGGGAGGUGAAAAUACUGCAGUAUUGUUGACAUUCAAGUUGGGAGUUUCGGCUUACGCAACCAUGCUGUUACGAGAAUUAAUGAAGAUAGAAACGUCUCGUCGUGGUGACAUGUGCGAAGUCAGUUUAUAG
Lachancea fermentati is the source of this 2037-nucleotide messenger RNA. NCBI's taxonomy places the organism in Eukaryota, Fungi, Ascomycota, Saccharomycetes, Saccharomycetales, Saccharomycetaceae. The record is from the annotation of a GenBank genome assembly.